Ilex paraguariensis (yerba mate) is the source of this 982-nucleotide messenger RNA. The record is from the annotation of a GenBank genome assembly. Lineage: Eukaryota; Viridiplantae; Streptophyta; Magnoliopsida; Aquifoliales; Aquifoliaceae.
UGCAAUUGUAUCGACUCCCUCUCUUGAAUAGGAGUCCUCUUUAAUUGAUCGAGUAUGGACUACGAUUUCAGGAACAUAGCGGGUCUACCAUACGAUCCUCAAGUCCCCAUGUACAGAACAACGACCACUCCCUCAUCGAGCUCAAGCUCGAGCCAUCCGAUGUACGGACCAUCUUCUCUCUACCCUAAGAUCAGUGGUCACUCCGUCAACCCUCCCGCCGCUCGUCCCCCUUCUUUUCAUCCGACUUCUUCUCCUUCAUCUUCUUCUGGAACAGGCAUUAGGGUCGCCUUAAAGCCGGAAUACCGGAUUACACCACCGCCUCAAUUGUCCCCAGAUAUUGGAGAUAUUCCUAGGAGCACCUUCCAGUUUGACUUUGAACUGGAAAGGAAGAUACUAGCUGAGGCACAGAAGGACUCCCAAAAUUGGGGUAGGCUUGGACUGGAAAACCUUCCAUCUAAACCUGCAGAAUCAACAUCUUCUUUGGGCUCUAGGGCUGAUCCUGUAGUGAGCAAAUACAUUGCAGCUGGUCUCAGCAGAGAGGCUGUUCCUCUUGCAGUUGCCAAUUUUGGAGACAAUCCAGCCAAGGUCAGGGAAUUUGCCAAUGGGUAUACUCUGUUGCGAGAUAUGGGAUUCUCAUCAAACAACGUUGCAGAGGCUUUACUCAUGUACGAUAAUGACACAGAUAAGGCAUUAGCUCAUUUUCUGAGUGGUUCAUCCUAAAAAUGCUGGGAAUAGAGUUGUCAAAUGUUGGAGUGAUGGUACGAUAAAAUUGCAUAUGUAGUUUGUUUAUAAUACAGUUUUAGUGAGAUACUCUGGUACAUGAUUGUGAAAGCCUUUCAAGGAUAUAAACAGCUAUAGCAAUGUAAUUAAUUCUCUUGAGUAUCCCUUCAUAGCUUGCGGUGUAAUAGGCUGAUCUGGAAAACAUUUUAUUAAGUUAAUUAAGAUUUUAUUACAACUCAUACUUAAUUAGAUGGAUUGUUUG